Molecule: messenger RNA, 660 nt
Organism: Moneuplotes crassus
Lineage: Eukaryota; Ciliophora; Spirotrichea; Euplotida; Euplotidae
Source: the annotation of a GenBank genome assembly
AUGGAUAAGAAAGAUUUAUCUCUUAGAAGAAUUAUUAAAGAAUAUAAUGAUCUCCAGAGAGACCCUCCCGUAGGAUGUUCAGCAGGCCCAGAUGAUGAAGAUAAUAUGUAUCUCUGGAAAGGAUAUCUAAUUGGUCCCUCAGAAUCACCAUAUUCUGGAGGGAUCUUUCUUUUGGAAAUAGAGUUUCCUAUACAAUAUCCCUUCAGGUCUCCAAAAGUGAAGUUCACAACAAAAGUUUAUCACCCAGAGAUCAACUCAAAAGGAAUGGUCAGCUUAGAUAUUCUUCGAGAUCAAUGGAGUCCAGCUUUAACAAUCCCCAAAAUUUUGGAAUCGAUCUUAUGGCUGAUGAAAAAUCCUAACGCUGACGACCCUCUUAUGCCAGAUAUAGCCAUUCUCUAUAAGCAUAACAGAGAAUCUUAUAAUGCUAAAGCAAAAGAGUGGACAUUAAAAUACUGAUAAUUAUGUCGCAGUCUUGAAGCUAAACUGCUCUAAUCUAAUUUCUAAAACACAUUCUCUUAAUAUAUGUAAAGUUUUUUGUCAUCCACACUCAAUUUCUUCGCCCAAUCUCCAAUCUCCAAGUCAUCAGGUUCAUUAUGUCUGACCUAUCUAUCCCAGAUAACUUCCUACCUUGAAGGGCAAGUCCUUAAUUUCUGCUGAAAU